AUGGCCCAAACCCAAGAAGCUGACGAGCCCUAUCAGGGUCAUGAAGCCAGAGCCCCAGUAGUAGAUGAUGCUGUGAUCGCUACCGGCAUAAAUCCACGUUUGAUAGUCAUACUCGUGUUCCUCGGAUUUGGCUCGACCAGCAUGGGAUAUGCUAGUUCAAUCAUCGCGACAACUCUUUCUCAGCCGUCGUGGUACCAGAGCCUGCAUCUAUACACCGCAUCAAAUUCUACGGCGCUUAUCGGCGCUACUAACGGCCUUUUUUAUACCGGAGGCGCCUUUGGUUCACUCUUCAGCGGUUUCAUCGUGCACAAAUAUGGGCGGAAGAAAUGCGCUGCCCUUGCAGCACUUAUCAUUCUUAUUGCUAGUGCUCUUAUCACAGCUUCCCAACACAUCGGCAUGUUCGUCACAUUCAGGUUCUUCCAGGGUUGGGGUUCAUUUCAGAUGCUAUCAGCCAUUCCCUUGUGGAUGGCCGAACUGGUUCCGCCCAAGAAAAGGGGUCUGUUAGUGCAGAUUCACCCCGCGAUGAUCAAUUUUGGUUAUACCGCCGCCACUUACACUGGUAUUGGAUUUUUUCACUACAGUGGUGGCGGCGAUGACCAGUGGCGCGGUCCGAUAGGACUUGCCGGACUGUUCCCUUUCUUGUUCUUAAUCGGACUUUAUUGGAUUCCGGAAUCGCCUCGAUUUCUUAUAUCCAACGGUCGAACAGAUGAAGCAUGGGAUAUUCUUCGUCGACUACAUUCAAAUCCUAAGGACCCUGAACAUCUUUUUGCAAAGAAAGAGCUGUAUCAGAUCCAUCAACAAGUGCAAUUGGACAAUGCACAGUCGGUCGACAUCAAAUCCGGUUACCUGAAUAUCUUUGAAAAGAAAUCUUUGAGGAAGCGUGCCUUCAUCGCUAUGUUCCUAACCUUUUCGCAAAUGAGUUCGGGUGCUUUGGUUGUCAACAACUAUGGUGGUCUCAUUUAUAAAAGCCUCGGAUUCGACAGCGCCGCUGUUCUCCAAAUACAAGGAGGCUACCAAUUGUGCGGAUGGGUCGUGAACACCCUCUGCAUGUUUGUUAUAGACAGAUUUUCAAGAAAUAAGUUGAUGUCGUUCGGCUACUUCACCUGUGGGGUCACUGUCAUCAUAGAAGCCGUCCUGCAGAAGUACUAUCUAGGAACAACUAACCAUGCAGGAUUGGGCGCGUGCGCCGCAAUGCUCUUUCUGAAUGUCAUCUUUUUUGGCCUCUUUGUCGAGGGCGCAGGGUUUACUUAUGUCGCUGAAAUAUGGCCGACGUACGCUCGUGGAGAGGGAUACGCUCUUGGAAUGUGCACUCUUUGUGUGACGAGCAUCAUUUGGCUACAGUCGUCGCCCACAGCAUUCGACACGAUCGGUUGGAAAUUUUAUAUCAUUUUCAUUGUUUUUGAUGCUAUUGCCAUGGUUGUUGUCUGGUUCUAUCCCGAUACACGCGGAAAGCCUCUCGAAGAAGUGGGCGCAUUGUUUGGGGAUAAAGACAUGGUCGCUGUCUUCCAAUCAGAUCUCGAUACCGGCAAGUCCUUACAGUUUCUGGACAUGGGGAACAGCGGUGAGGCGAUAAAAGUUGAUUCGAAUCACAUCGAAAAUGCAAGGGAAGCACAAAAUUAG
This is a messenger RNA of Penicillium maclennaniae, 1620 nucleotides long. RefSeq lists its product as uncharacterized. The record is from RefSeq and is a predicted model, not a curated record. Gene Ontology annotation, biological process: transmembrane transport; carbohydrate transport. Lineage: Eukaryota; Fungi; Ascomycota; Eurotiomycetes; Eurotiales; Aspergillaceae. The transcript is spliced from 2 exons. The coding region runs from base 1 to 1620 and encodes 539 amino acids. Gene Ontology annotation, cellular component: membrane. Gene Ontology annotation, molecular function: carbohydrate:proton symporter activity.